Molecule: messenger RNA, 3201 nt
Organism: Boleophthalmus pectinirostris (great blue-spotted mudskipper)
Lineage: Eukaryota; Metazoa; Chordata; Actinopteri; Gobiiformes; Gobiidae
Gene: nrg1
Product: neuregulin 1
Exons: 9
Coding region: 1633-3084 (483 amino acids)
Biological process (GO): nervous system development; animal organ development; cell differentiation
Molecular function (GO): protein tyrosine kinase activator activity; chemorepellent activity
Source: RefSeq, a predicted model, not a curated record
CCGUUUUGAAAAUAUAGAAUAUAUGCGUGUUGGUCUGAACAGGAUUCAGUUUGUCUUUUUCUAUUUGAGCAUGUCAUGGUAGGCUACAUAUUAUGUACACUAUAUACAUUUAUGUUGAACCUGUUUUCAAGCACGUGUUGUAAUCUAUGAGAAGUACAUCUCUAACAUACAUCCCGUCCAAACAAAGGACCAAGAAAAUAAAGUGAAAAGGCUGACAAGGUAAUCAAUAUGCAGGUCCCUAAUUCAGGGGGUCUGACAGGAAGUGCUCUCUGGCAGAUACCAUUACUGGUAUUAAUUCUGUCUGAGGAUUGGAAAGGGUCACACUGGUGUCAGUAUUCAGUGUGGCAGCGACCUGACCUCUUUGCCUGUCCUCAUCUUAUUUAAGCACGUGCACUGUCCUGCGAGCCUAUUAUAGAGGUGUGUUUGGGGGCUGGGGGACUUAAGACUUUAUGGUUGGUCUGGGGGCUUUUUGUCACAUUUAUACGCUCUCUGAUAAACUUAGAGUGUGGACAUUUGAUUACACUUUUUUAAAAUUCUUAGAUAACUGAAGAAACCUUUGUAUUCUGUAUAAAUCCAACUUGCACAUAAUUCAUAAUUAAUAGAGCUAUUAAUAAAGUGUGAAUUUGAAUAUGCGCCCACUUAUUGAGCAAGUGAAGCAUCUCUAAGUGUUUGUAUGUAUUUUAAGUUCAUUAUUAUUCAUGCACAUUAUUACACUAAUAACUUGAAAGGAGUAGAGCACAAUGGCUGCAGUCUCCUGGGGCAGAUCAUAUGUCUGCUUCUCUGGCUCCUUCCCCUUGACAAAAAACACACCCUAUAGUACCAGCAGCACAAUGGGGAGUGGUGCUAGAGGGGUGGCUGUAGCCAUAGCCUGUCUGUGAUUCGCUGACAUGGAUUCUAAUUGGAUCAAGUCGGAACUUGCUUAGCUGGAUGCUUUGUGCAUGGAUUGAGAGAAGUCUGCAAUGAGAGUAUGGCAGUAGACAGGAAAGGAGGAAGAGCAGCACUGAGGGAGGAGGCAGCAGAGGCUGUCCUGCACACCACUUUGAGAGUAAGAGAGAGGAGGAGUGAGCUCUAGAAAAGGGGAGUAUCCUGUCUGCCCUUCAGUGCUGCUGCAGCCCUCCCGCCCUCCUCUUCCUCACUCUACAUGCUCUUUUUUCUUUCUCCUUACUCAUCUGUUUCUGUGGCUGGUGCUGUGUGGACGGGCACCUGCCUAUCCCUGAUGAUUCAGCCUUUCUGUUGCCUGGAGCUCCACAGACAAGACAGCAUGUCCCUCGUGCCACUGCAGUGCUUGGCCCUCCUGUCCUCUACACCACAGCAACCGCAGCCUCUGCAGCUGGUCCGCCCCACAUCCUUGCUCCAAGUUCCCAGCAUUUAUGACAUAUCUAUUUUUAGGCGCAUGCUUUUUUCUUAAAAAAACGCACGAAUAAGGAUCGCCUUUUCCAAUAUUUAAAAGGCUCCCUGGGUGUUUCUGUUGACAAGAUCAGGGCAUUGAGUCUAAACAACGUUUCAAACUUUUUUCACAAAUCCCAGCUAAUAAUCAUGGAAGCAGCACUGGAUGAUGGCCGGCCACAGUGCGAUGCUUUGAGUUAAUAUUUUUAGAGUUACUUGAGCCUUCCCACUGUGGUGCCGGGAAGGAUGACUGAGGGAAUGGAGGACAUCAGUGCCGGGACGGUGCCCCCAACCAGUUCAAUGGUUGACACCGGACAAGUCCCAGAGGAGAAAGAGGAGACUGGGGCAGCUGAUGAGGCUGAAGAGGGAACUGAUAAGGAAACUGCGCAGGAGGGCGAUUCUGGACAGGACGAGGAGCAGGUAGAGGAGCAGCGAGAGGAGCAGAGAGGGGAGAGGGCUGGAGCCCCGGCCUUGCCUGUGACCUGCUGUGUAUGUGUACAAAUGGAGCAGAUUAACAACUGCCUUCACUCUGAGAAAAUCUGCAUCCUGCCCAUCCUGGCCUGUCUGCUUAGCUUAGCCCUCUGUACAGCUGGCCUCAAGUGGGUCUUUGUGGAUAAGAUCUUUGAGUAUGAACCACCCACACACUUGGACCCUAAACGUAUUGGACAAGACCCUUUCGUUAUAUCAGCUGAUCCCACCAUGGGAUUGACUUUGCCCCCUCCACAUUUGCCUUGGUCGACACGCUCUCCAUCCAGUGCUGUCCCCAUCACCUCUGGGCGUCCUGAAGUCUUGGUGGAGGACAAAUUUACUCAGCGGCCGUCUGUGCCUCUCUCUCCUAAAGUGACACAGAGUGACUCCUCAGUGACACUGAAAUAUAAUGCCGAAAAAACCACCCCUGGAAAGCAGACCCCCAGUGCUCAAACCACCCAGGGGUUAAACAGCAAUGACAUCCCAACUAUAUCAACCACCAGCACCACCACAACAUUAAAGACCUCCAGUCAUGUGACCCGCUGCAGCGACAGCCAGAAAAACUACUGCGUAAACGGAGGCGAAUGCUUCACCCUCGAAAUCAUGCCUGGCAGCACCAAGUUCCUCUGCAGGUGUCCCAAUGAAUUCACUGGUGAUCGAUGCCAAAACUAUGUAAUGGCCAGCUUUUACAAAGCGGAGGAGCUGUAUCAGAAACGUAUUUUAACAAUUACAGGGAUCUGCAUUGCCCUCCUGGUAGUUGGAAUCAUGUGUGUGGUUGCCUACUGCAGAACAAAGAAAGAGAGGAAGAAGCUCCAUGAUCGCCUGAAGCAAAGUCUCAGGAGAAAAAGAAAGAAUGGUGUGAGCUCCCGGGGGCGCCUAAGUUCUCAGCUGGCGCUACAAGACUUACAGCUGCCAAAUAAGAACAAUGGGGAGGCUGUACAGACUGCAGUAGAGAAAGACACAGAAACAUCAGUCUCCACAAGCAAAUGCGCCUUAUCUGCCAAUGAGCCCACUGCUCUCACACACAUCAGCCAAAGCUGGAGUAAUGAGUGGAGCACCAGUGUCCUGUCUGACACUGAGUCUGUCUCGGUGAUGUCAUUGGCGGAGAGUAGCCAGCGUGACACACAGGGCCGCCGGGGUCGUCUCUAUGCCACAGGCGGCACCAGAGACUUAAAUCCUCAUUCAAAGAAGUGCAGAGACACACCCAGCUCCGACAGGGACUUGUCUUAAAAUACGAGGUAUGUAUCAGCUGUGCCCUCUCCUGGUACUCCGGGGUCUCCCCCAUCAGAGAUGUCUGCUCCUCUGUCCAGCCUGGCCAUCUCUGUCCCCUCAGUGGCCCUAAGUCCC